Molecule: messenger RNA, 980 nt
Organism: Anopheles cruzii
Lineage: Eukaryota; Metazoa; Arthropoda; Insecta; Diptera; Culicidae
Gene: Lsm11
Product: U7 snRNA-associated Sm-like protein LSm11
Exons: 2
Coding region: 177-968 (263 amino acids)
Biological process (GO): mRNA 3'-end processing by stem-loop binding and cleavage
Cellular component (GO): U7 snRNP
Molecular function (GO): U7 snRNA binding
Source: RefSeq, a predicted model, not a curated record
ACAAUUUUGCGAAGGCUCGUAAGCAAACUCUGCAUGUUAUUGGGAAGUUAGUGUUUCAGAGUAAACGGCAACUAAGAACCUUCUCCGCUUCGGUCAUGCUUUUGUCCGACACAUCCGUUAUAUUGCAUAGUAGUUAGUUAAAGUUCCGUUGGUCCGUUAAACUCUCCGCGUCGAUUAUGAGUGAAAGUGAUUCCGAUGGUACGAGCUCUACUUCCGGCACGGACAGUUCAUCGGAGCUGGACGCCACCGGAAAGCGCUUCAAUCCCCUGAAAGCCCUCUAUUCGGCCAAACUGAAGGUGCCGGUGGCACGGGCAAUGCUACACGACAACGUGCAAACGUUGGAAGCCAAACAGACGACCCUUGGGGGGUUCGAGGAACCGUUCGAUGCGGAACGUUUGAAGCGAAUACGGGCCGCUAGUUCGAAAAAGAAGCUAGGCGCAACCAGCGAGACUCCCAAGCGAAGAUUUGCGCCGUCGCAAGGUCUCGUCAAAGUGGAACGGCCGAUGCGACACAGGCGGAAUCUAUUCACUCGCCUCGAAAAGUGCACCGAAGGACCUCUGGGCGCGCUGAAGCAGUGGAUGGAUCAGAGAACCCGCGUCCGGGUCUACAUUCGCAAGCAGAAAGGAGUCGGCGGGCACGUGUCCGGCAUCAUCGAGCUUUUCGAUCGCCACUGGAAUCUGGCCAUAAGCGAGGUGGAGGAAUCGUGGAGUCGCCGAAAGUUUCGUUACUCUGCGAACCGACUGGCCGGGCUCGGAGAGCCUCAGGACUGUAGCGAUCGCCUCCGGCAGCUCGGCAUCACCUUGCCGGCGGUAAAGGUAUGUGAGCUGCAGAACAAAAAGUAUGUGAUAUGUACCCGGUCACUUCCGAAACUGUUGGUUAAAGGCGACCACGUUGUGCUCGUAACGCCGGAACCGGCCGCCGUGGUGAAGAAGGAAUACAUUAAGGAAGAAAAGAAGGAGGAGGGUUAAAGAAUAAACAAA